AUGCGUCCUGCUGGAACUCCAACUUUAUCAAUACCGGACAGUGCCGACUUUGGUUUCUGUCCAGUUGGUGAAACAGCAACGUUUGAAAUAACAAUCAAGAAUACUACUCGUGAAGAAACUGAAUUCGUUUGGCUAUUUAAAGAUCCAUUCAAGAUUUCUCCAUCACAUGGAACAAUUGCCGGCAAGAAAACACAAACACUAACAGUUUCAUUUUUACCUGAUACAGCUACUCGCUUUGAUGGAACUAUCAUUUGUCGUUUCGGUAAAAAUUUACUCGAAUCAUCAGAAUUAAAGGUUGUUGGUGUUGCCAAAGUACCACAUAUUUCGCUCAGUACAGAGAACAUUGACUUUGGUCGUGUACCAAGUGGUGCAAAGGCAGUUCAAUCGUUAACAGUCCAUAACUCUGCCCCUGUACCUGCCACUGUUGAAAUUGUUUCUGACUUCAAUCAAUUCCAAGUACAGCCUACUAAAAUUCAUCUUCAGCCUGAAAGUACUGCGAGCGUUAAAAUUCAAUUUCACCCAACAAACUUUGACUUCUUCGCUUUUGCUAAUAUCAACUUUACUACUGCUGGCGGCAACUCUGCUUCCAUGCGUUGCAGUGCUUACGUUACAGGCCCAGAAGUCUCAAUUGACAAGAAUUACAUUAAUCUCGGAAAUGUCCAACUUAAAUCUAAGUCAUCAAGUAUGUUGAAUAUCCAGAACCACUCAGAUCGUCGUGUUUUCUUCCAAUUCAUGAUCGAGCCAACAUCUGCAUUUUUCUUCGAGCCAAAUCAAGGUAUUUUGGCACCAAACUAUUCUAAGUCUAUUCGUAUUACAUUUACACCUCAAUAUCCUAUUGCUUACUACAGAAGAGUUACUCUUUUGAUCCAUCAGCAUCAUCCUAUUGCAGUUGAUGUCUUUGGCUCAGCCUACGACACAUUUACUAUUCCACCUCGCCUGAAGAUCUCAUCGAUCGAAGCAAACCGCUGCAUUAUCGCUCAAGGUUUACAGAAUAAGCCACCACAUUUACUUCCUAAGAUUACGAACCCACAAUUACCAUCAGUUGAUUACAUUUCAGCUGAUCUUCGUCGUAAUGCAUGCACACUCCAGUCUGGUGCCCAUCUUUUCGACGAAUUAUUCUCUCAUUCAGAUCUUGUUACGAUGAGUGCUUCCAACUUCGAGUUCGGACAAUGCGUACGUGAUGUAUCCCCUGAACCACAGAUCCUCACCGUCAAGAACAACACAGAUGCCCCAUUAACUCUGUUUUGGCAAACUAAUUCCGACGGUUUGGUCUCUGUCGAGCCAGCAACAACAGAAAUCGCCAAACAUCAGUCCGCAGAACUCAAAGUCAAGUUCAAUCCACUCCUUGAGUUCCAAUUCAUGGGUGCGACGAUCGAAGGUUUCGCACAAUACAAAGAAAUGCGAAACAAGAACAUCGUUGAGUUCCCAACGAUUCCUUUCUUGUUGUUACCAUUUGUCAAUGGCCAUACAAUGGAUGAUGUCACGUCAUUCAUCCCAACAAUGUUCACAAGCCACAAAACUCUUGUUUUCGCAGGUUCGAUCGCCGGAGAUUCGAAUUACCAAACUUUCUUUGUUGAAAACAGAGGAGAUUGUGCAUUUAAGUUCGACGUGAGAGUCAUUGAAGCCGAGAAACCGGAUAAAGGUGCAUUGACAUCUUCUUCUGCCGCUUUCUCAGUUUAUCCACAAGUAGGAACAAUAAGAAAAGGAUCUUUCCAGAUUUUCGUUGUCAGAUUCUCUCCAGCACAAAGAGGACAUUACCACGCACAAUUGUUUGCACAAAUCAAUGAUUCCCCUGCAAACAGUUUCUCUGUUAAUCUCAAAGGCGAUGCAAGUGUUCCUGCUGUUUCAUUCUCAACAAUGGGAACUCUUUUCUUGCAUCCUGUUUCUUUGGGAUCGAUUUCCUCCCAAACAAUCAAAAUCACAAAUGAUUCAAGUGUUCCAAUGCGUUUGGAAUGGAAGAUUCCUUCCGUUUACUCGAAUCUUUUGAUUGUCAAGCCACAGACAUCCGAAAUCAAGUCACACGAAAUCAUUGACUGUGUCUGGGAAUUCCAUCCCGAUGCUGUUGGUGAAUUCCGUGUCGAAGUUGUCUGUAACGUUCAAGCAUUGGCUGGAUCUUCUCAUGCAUAUGUCGCCAAGCAAUUGUUACCUUACAUUGUUGGCAAUGACGGCAUGAACAAUGAUCCAAGCUUGUUCUCUUCCUUGAGAACUGUUCAACACUAUCCAUUGACAAUUUGCACUUUAGUUACAGAUUGUAUUGUCAAUUCGAAGCCACAAAACAUCGAUUUCGGAUUUGUCAGAAUCAACAGUGCAGCUGUUUCAACACUUUCCAUUUCGAAUCAUUCAGAUUCGCAGAUGCACUUCUUACUGCAAUCUUCUUCCCCUCAGAAAUUGUUGCAGUUCUCUCCAGCUGAUGAUGUUUUACCACCGAGAUCUUCAAGAGAAGUCGAAGUCAGAUUCACUCCGAAAACACCAGGAGAUGUCACUGAUUCAAUCCUUUGCUCCCUCCUCAACGAAUCAAUUUACCAACAGGAUUGCGCUGGCGAAAAGAAGAAGUCAAUCGAAAAGUUGAUUGUCAAGAGUUCUGUAUCAGAAAUCUGCAAGAUUUCAGGUAUUGGAUGCUUCCCGCAUUUAUCUGUUGUCGAUGUUUUCUCUCAGAAAUACAGUCGAUCAUUGAUCUGGGAAAACUGUUCUUGCAACGCAAUCAACGAUGAAAUGAACUUGCUCGGCUGCAAUUCAUUGACAGAUGACUUGAAACAGUUCGUUGUUGACUUCGGAUUCGAUACAGUUGAUGCAGAACCAACAUUGAUCUCCAUGAGAUUCAAGAAUGUUGGACACAUCGCUUUCAAUUUCAGCAUCAACUUCCCUAACGAUGUUUCAAUUGAUCCUGAAUACUGGGCACUUCCUGAUGAGAUUGACCCGAACCAACUCAAGCAGGACCAGAUCAUGCAGGCGAAACUCUUCAAGGUAAGUGAAAAGAAGUUCCAUCUCGAGCCAAACGAGUCAUGCAAUGUCACAUUCACUUACUCCCACAAAUUCGUUGAAUCCCAUCAAUUACCUGUUGUUUUGUCUGUUCAAAACGGAAGAAUCAUCAAAUUACUUCUCAAAGGAACAACACUUGAUCCAUCUCUUCCUUACAUUGUCAACUAUCGCCCUGUCUUCGAUCUCCAGCCUGUUCCAAUCGGUGCAAUGGAGCCUGCUGUCCAACUUAUGCAGAUCUUCAAUGCUUCAUUGACAGAAGCAGACUUCAGAAUCGAUUUGACACAAGUACAAGAGUGCAAUGAGACAAACCACAACUUCGAGAUCUUCAAGUGCUUGAAUCCAAUGGGAACUGUCAGACCUCGUGGCUUUGCAAACAUCCAAUGGAUAUUUAAGCCAUUGGAAGCAAUCCAAUACGAAGUUUCCAUUCUCUGUGUUGUUUCAAACGGAAACUCAUUCACUGUAACAUUGAGAGGCCGUGGUGUACACACAGAUCACGAGGAAUGCGCUGUUACAUGGGAGACAGCACCUCCUAAGUCGUUGAUCAUUGAAGACUGCUCUCCAGUCACUUUCAGUGAACAAUAUUUGAUGUUUGGAGACAUGCCUGUUUUCGCAACAAAAGACAGAGUUGUCUACAUGACAAACACAUCAAAUAUGCCAUUGACUUUCGAUACGGAGUUGCUCAGUGAUUGUGUUAAAUUGGAGCCAAGUACAGGAACUCUUGAACCGCAUGAAUGCCGCAAGAUGAUUUUAACAAUCAACGCACCACAAUCUCCAAUGAUUUACUCCAAUUCAAUUCCAAUCUACUUCUCAGAGCCAAAGGCACCAAUGCAACGUCAGCCAACUGCUGCAGAACUCGCAGACGAAGAGCAAAUCUUAUACUGCGAUCCUCCAAUUGACACAUCCAAUGUUAGAAGCAGUAGAAUUGGAGCUUUGCAGUCCCUCAGAACAGGAGGAAGAACACAGAACCCCGACGAAUGGAAGUCUGUUGGAGAAAGAACUCUCGAAUUGUCUCAGAAGACAAAGAACAUGAAUGCAAGACUUUUCUCAACACACAUUGGAAAACGUGGAACAGAAGUUCCUAAAGUCGAUGCACCAAAGUAUUCCGCAAUACAGUAUAUCGAUAUUGCUUUCAACGCAAUGACAAAGAACGAAUACAGAGAGAGAUACGGAAGCCUCGAUACUUACUUCUUCGCACCAGAAAACUCUACAAAAGCAGAACCAAAUGCUCAACAUCACGAAGAAGUUGCUGAAGUCCUUGGAGCAAUCAUUGAUGAAACAAUUGCUGAUGCACAAUUGAAGGACUUGUCAAUGAAGGGAGCACAGGAGAGAAGAUUGCACAUCCCUCUUUUCAGUCAGUUGUACCAGAAGGAUCCAGAAAUCAACGUCCCACAACAAGACGCUCCUUCUUUGGCUGACGCAGAAAAUGUCGAGGAGAUUCUCCACUCAAUUAUCGAUGAAAUCAUCGAUGAGGCAUCUGCUGGUAAGUUCAAGCUCGACAAGGAAAUUAUUCAGGUAUCUGGUUUCAAACAAUUAAACUAA
Molecule: messenger RNA, 4518 nt
Organism: Trichomonas vaginalis G3
Lineage: Eukaryota; Parabasalia; Trichomonadida; Trichomonadidae
Product: cilia- and flagella-associated protein 65 family
Exons: 1
Coding region: 1-4518 (1505 amino acids)
Source: RefSeq, a predicted model, not a curated record